AAGAUGAUGGAGCUGCUGACGGGAGAGGUUCCUAUAAGGUGUCAGGACGUCGCUGUCUAUUUCUCCAUGGAGGAGUGGGAGUAUUUAGAAGGACACAAGGAUCUCUACAAGGACGUCAUGAUGGACAAUCAUCCGCCCCUCACAUCACCAGAUGGAUCCAGGAAUGGGAACCCACCAGAGACAUCUCCCCGUCCUCUGUAUUCCCGGGAUUCCACACAGAUCAAUAUUAAAGAAGAGAUAAAAGAGGAGGAUGGGGUGAUGGAGAACGUACACAAAGAUCUGUACCAGGACACCAUGGUGGAGUCAUCCAGCUUCCAAAACCCCCCAGAGAGAUGUCCCCGUCCUCUGUAUUCCCGGGAUUCCACACAGGAAGAUCAGGAGAUCCCUCAACAUUACAAGGGUGAAGAUCUGAGCGAGAGAGGAGUUGAGGGUGAAGCUGAAGAAGACGAGAAGUAUGUGAGGGAUGAUCAGCAGUCUAUGGAGGAGGAUGGAAUAACGGGGACAUUUAUAGAGGAGGACACUCCUACAGAGAUGAGCACAGUCCAUGGCCGGGAGACGAGGAAAACCUCUGAGGAUUGUCUCACUUUGUCUCCAGACUGUAGAGUAGAAGAUGAGGACAUCACACAGUCCAGUCCAGGAGAAAACCCGGCUCCCUCCAAUGUCCGU
Molecule: messenger RNA, 666 nt
Organism: Staurois parvus
Lineage: Eukaryota; Metazoa; Chordata; Amphibia; Anura; Ranidae
Source: the annotation of a GenBank genome assembly